This is a messenger RNA of Trichoplax adhaerens, 399 nucleotides long. RefSeq lists its product as uncharacterized. Gene Ontology annotation, cellular component: mitochondrion. The record is from RefSeq and is a predicted model, not a curated record. Gene Ontology annotation, biological process: negative regulation of ATP-dependent activity. The transcript is spliced from 5 exons. Gene Ontology annotation, molecular function: ATPase inhibitor activity. Bases 1 to 399 code for a protein of 132 amino acids. NCBI's taxonomy places the organism in Eukaryota, Metazoa, Placozoa, Uniplacotomia, Trichoplacea, Trichoplacidae.
AUGGCAUCCUUAGUAUCCAGGCGAUUGGCCUCUGUUGCUGUUAGGACCUCUAGCUAUCGAACUUUUGCUGCUGCUGCUCUCCAAUCCAGGGCCUAUAGUCAGGAUCGACAAGCUGGCUCGAUCAGAGACGCUGGUGGAUCGUUUGGUAAGAAAGAAAAAGCGCAGGAGGAUCAGUACUUUAGGAAAUUACAAGAAGAACAGCUACAAAAGCUCCAUGAUAUAAAAAAAUUUCAUGAAGAAGAACUGAAACAUCAUCAAGAUGCUAUCGAUCGACAUGACCAAAAAAUUCAGGAAUUCAAAGAGAAAAUUCAAGACAACGUUCCUCUUAUGAGUAAUAAUAAUCAAAUUGAUAAUAAUGCCAGUGCUCAAUAUGUCUAUAACUCCUAUGGAGAUAAAUGA